This is a messenger RNA of Strongyloides ratti, 1245 nucleotides long. RefSeq names its product CBS domain and Domain of unknown function DUF21 domain-containing protein. Gene Ontology annotation, biological process: magnesium ion homeostasis; transport. Bases 1 to 1245 code for a protein of 414 amino acids. The record is from RefSeq and is a predicted model, not a curated record. The transcript has a single exon. Lineage: Eukaryota; Metazoa; Nematoda; Chromadorea; Rhabditida; Strongyloididae. Gene Ontology annotation, cellular component: plasma membrane. Gene Ontology annotation, molecular function: transmembrane transporter activity.
AUGUUAUGUUAUCAUUUAUCUACAGAACCUAUAAAUAAUUUAUAUUUACUUGUUAAUAAUAUAGAUUUUAUUAUUUCAACUUUUUUAAAACAAAGAGAAUAUCUUAUGCCUUUUUGGAUUCAAAUUUGUAUAAUAAUAUUGUUAAUUUUAUUAUCAGGACUAUUUUCUGGCUUAAAUUUAGGAUUAAUGACAUUGACAUUACAAGAAUUAGAAUUAAUUUGUAAAUCAGGUUCAAAAACAGAAAAAAAAUAUGCUGAGGCAAUUAUACCAAUUAGAAAAAGUGGUAAUCUUUUAUUAUGUUCUCUUCUUAUAGGAAAUGUAUGUGUUAAUUCUGCAAUAUCUAUUUUAAUGGAUGAUUUAACAUCAGGAAUUGUUGCUUUAAUAGCAUCAUCAGCUGGUAUUGUUGUAUUUGGUGAAAUAUUUCCUCAAUCACUUUGUGUUAAAAAAGGUCUUGCUGUUGGAGCAAGAACAAUAUGGAUAACAAGAUUUUUUAUGAUGUUAACAUUUCCAUUAGCUUAUCCAAUUUCAAAAGUUCUUGAUUUUAUAUUAGAUGAUGAAGUAGUAUCAUAUGAUAGAAAAAAACUUAUAGAAUUAAUAAAAAUGACAACAAAAUAUAAAGGUACAUUAUCAGAAGAAUUAAAAAUUGCUGUUGGAGCUAUGGAAAUAGCUGAUAAAACUGUUAAAGAUGUUAUGACAAAAAUUGAAGAUGUUUAUAUGUUACCUGAAACAACUAUUCUUAAUCCAAAUACAGUUACAGAAAUUGUUAAUACAGGAUAUACAAGAAUACCAAUAUAUGCAAAUAAUAAUAAAAAUAAUGUUGUAUCAUUAUUAUUUAUUAAAGAUCUUGCUUUAGUAGGUCCUGAUGAAAAUUUUACAAUUAAAACUGUAUGUAAACAUAUUGAACACAUCCUUCGUUUUGUAUUUGAAGAUACACCAUUAAAAAUAAUGUUAGAAGAAUUUAAAAAAGGUGAUUAUCAUUUAGCUAUGAUAAAAAAAAGAAUAAUAAAUGAAAAAGAAAUGGUACUUUGUGGUUUGGUAACACUUGAAGAUAUUGUUGAAGAAAUAUUAAUGGCAGAAAUUAUUGAUGAAACAGAUGUAGUUAUGGAUAAUGUUUAUAAAAUAAAGAGAACAAGAAAAAAUAAAAAUUAUUUAUCUAAAUCUUUCCAAAAAAAUAAUAAUAAAAAAAAUGAAGAUUUUGAAAGUAAAACUUCUAUCAUAAAAACAACAAAAAAUAUUUUUAAUUAA